This is a messenger RNA of Sinocyclocheilus anshuiensis, 2091 nucleotides long. Its product is annotated as solute carrier family 35 member E2. The transcript has 9 exons. Lineage: Eukaryota; Metazoa; Chordata; Actinopteri; Cypriniformes; Cyprinidae. The record is from RefSeq and is a predicted model, not a curated record. The coding region runs from base 510 to 1682 and encodes 390 amino acids.
AUUUUCCGUGAACACACUACUCGCACUAUUUAUACGACAACCCGUCAAUAGUGCAUAAGUACGCGAGUUGUUUGGGACGCACCUAUCGUGUGUUUUUAUACUUCCGCACAUUGUCGUUGAUGUCGUGAUCCGAGUCAAAGCUGCGCUCCAGUUGCGCAGGCCGGCCGGUGAAAGCGGAAGAAGCAGAGCUGCGCAGCGUGUGCUCCGGAUGAUCCGCACAAACACACAUCAGGAAAGAGACCGAAGACGCGCACAGAGCCGCUGGAUCCACACACAGACGUGUCGAUGACCCUCUCACCCCACACCUCAUGAUCUCAGCUCAACUUUGUCCUCAGGCUCCAUCAAAGCAUGUGAAGCAGUCGCUGGAGAGCAGAUGAAGUGCAUCUCGCUGCGGCUCGGAGGAACACACUGGGCGACUCUUGUUCCAUGUGCCCCUGCUGUUUGCUGUAGUAUGUGAAGUCUCCGCACGCUCAUUGCUUUGUUACUGCUGGAGCUCGUCUUCCUGCAGCAUGAGCGGCAUCGGGCGCUCGGGGAAGCCCUCGCUCUGGCCCUCCUUCAGCAGCUUCAGGCCGCGGUCGGAGCGAGUGCUGCUGGCCCGCAGCGAGAGCACGCCGGGGGAGCCGGUGCUGAAGAUCACCAUCACCGAGACCACGGUGAUCGAGGCCGACGCCGGCGUCUGGAGCUCCAGGGCUCUGACCUACCUGGUGCUCUGGUACUUCUUCAGCUUCUGCACGCUCUUCCUCAACAAGUACAUACUGUCUCUGCUGGAGGGAGAGCCCAGCAUGCUGGGAGCUGUUCAGAUGCUCUCCACGACUGUCAUCGGCUGUGUUAAGACGUUCGUGCCUUGUCCCCUGCAUCAUCAUAAAUCCCGCACCGAAUACCCCCCUAACUUCCUCAUGAUCAUGCUGUUUGUGGGACUGAUGAGGUUCACGACAGUGGUGCUGGGUUUGGUUAGUCUGAAGAAUGUGGCCGUGUCGUUCGCUGAGACGGUGAAGAGCUCGGCGCCCAUCUUCACUGUUAUAAUGUCCCGCCUCAUACUGGGAGAAUACACAGGGUUCUGGGUGAAUCUGUCUCUGGUUCCUGUGAUGGCGGGUCUGGCUCUCUGCACUGCCACCGAGGUCAGCUUCAACAUGCUGGGCUUCUCCGCCGCUCUCUCCACCAACAUCAUGGACUGUUUACAGAAUGUGUUUUCCAAGAAACUGUUGAGUGGAGACAAGUACAAGUUAAGUCCUCCAGAGCUUCAGUUUUACACCAGCGCUGCUGCUGUCAUCAUGCUCAUACCUGCCUGGAUCUUCCUGAUGGACCUGCCGCUGAUGGGGAAGGGUGAUCGCUCCUUCAGACUGUCUCAGGACAUCGUGCUGCUGCUGCUGUUUGACGGCGUGCUCUUCCACUUACAGAGCGUCACGGCGUACGCUCUCAUGGGCCGCAUCUCCCCCGUCACCUUCAGUGUGGCGAGCACAGUGAAGCACGCUCUGUCCAUCUGGCUCAGCAUCAUCGUGUUCAGUAACCCCAUCACGCUGGUGUCCGCCGUCGGGACCCUCAUGGUGUUCCUGGGAGUCCUGCUCUACAACAAGGCCAAGCAGAUGCAGAGAGACACUCUGGUCCAGCACGCUCUGGAGCAGUCCGCAGAGUCCCAGCAGAAGCCCACGCUCCAAGACGGAGACGGCACACCUGCCAAAUAACCUCCGCUCCUCUAAACUGAGCGAAAGCUAGAGAUGGAUGUGCUCCGGGUGGAAAGGACAGCUUUCUGCUGACAGCUCGUUGGUUUGGGAGUCAGGACUCACAGGGAAUCAUGCCUUAUGUAGCUUAUGGGACCCUAUCAUUCUGAAACCUUUGUGCGUUUAGUGAAAACUGAAAGAGACUUAAGAAAUAUUUAGGCAGGUAAAGCCCAAACAGUUAUCACAAUAUUCUGUGCUAUUUGAGGGCUACAUGUAGACAAUGAAAAUAUAGUUUGAGUGAGUCUCACCAGCAAACAUCCAGCUCAUAUUUUACCCCAAAAUAAUAAUAAAAAAAUAAAUUGUUUUGCAACAAGGCAUUGUUUUUAGGACCAUAUUAUUUGCAUUAAUGAUUAAUUGAAAACAAGUGUUUUUU